Molecule: messenger RNA, 5370 nt
Organism: Frieseomelitta varia
Lineage: Eukaryota; Metazoa; Arthropoda; Insecta; Hymenoptera; Apidae
Gene: Ent2
Product: NADPH-dependent diflavin oxidoreductase 1
Exons: 12
Coding region: 47-3052 (1001 amino acids)
Biological process (GO): nucleoside transmembrane transport
Cellular component (GO): plasma membrane; cytosol
Molecular function (GO): NADPH-hemoprotein reductase activity; FMN binding; nucleoside transmembrane transporter activity
Source: RefSeq, a predicted model, not a curated record
AUACGAGCUCCUUUUUCACUAGAAUACUUGCAGCUGAGAUCUUUUUAUGGCAAAGAACAUUAUGAAAAUUACGAUAUUGUACGGUAGCGAGACAGGUACUGCACAAGAUGUGGCUGAACAGAUUUGGAAAAGUGCCAAAAGAAAAGGCUUGGAAAGUAGCGUGUCUGCAAUGAAUGAUUAUCACAUUGAAAAUCUUGAUUCAGAGAAAGUGAUGCUGUUUGUGGUGGCAACUGCAGGCCAAGGAGAUCCUCCUAAUAAUAUGAGACAAUUCUGGAGACUUAUAUUGCGAAAGAAUCUACCAACAACAUUGCUGGCCAAUUCAAAAUAUGGAAUAUUAGGUUUAGGCGAUAGUUCCUAUCAAAAAUUUAAUUUUGCAGCAAAGAAAUUAAACAAAAGGUUGAUGCAAUUAGGCGCAAAGGAACUGUUACCUAUUGGGCUGGCAGAUGAUCAACAUGAUUUAGGAAUUGAUGCUGUUGUCGAUCCGUGGUUAGAAGAAAUGUGGACAAAAGUUGGAAAUACAUUUAACCUUCCUACAAUAGAUUUGAUCAGUAACCAAAAUAACAUAAUUGAAAGAUUUCAUAUUUCAGAGAUAAAUAGAAAUUUCAUGAAUAAUGAAUAUUGCUUAACUCAUGAUAUUUUCAUGAAAGAGGUGUUUAAUAAUGAAGCAAAAGUAGGCACAAUAAUUGAAAAUACAAGAACCACUGCACAAGAUCAUUUUCAAGAUGUUAGAUUGAUUAAAUUUAGAUCAGAUAACAUUAAUUAUCAACCUGGAGAUAUAGUAUAUGUUAGACCCAAGAACUCUCCAAGACAGAUUGAAAGAUUUUUUAAUAUAUUAAAUGAGAAUAAUGUACAAUUAAAUCCAGAUAUGCUAAUUCAAGUAACCAAAAAAGAAAUUAAAGUGCCUAAUGUUCUAAAGCAAAUUCUAACUUUACACCAAAUUGUAGAGCAAUAUUGGGAUUUAAGCUUUAAACCACGCAGAUCUACAAUGCAAUUAUUAUCUUUUAUUAGUGAAAAUGAAUUAGAAAAGGAAAAGUUAUAUGAAUUUACAACAGCAAGUGGUCAAGAAGAAUUAUACAAUUACAUCAAUAGGCCAAGAAGAACUAUUUUGGAGUUACUAGCGGAUUUUCCUCAUACAACUAGGAAAUUAAAUGUAAAAUUAUUAUUUGAGAUUAUGUUUCCUAUAAAACCUCGUGCUUUUAGCAUAGCUUCAAGUUUAAGGAUUACUAAAAAUGAAAUUCAUCUCUUAGUAGCUGUAGUAAAAUAUAAAACAAAACUGGUAGAGCCAAGGUAUGGAUUGUGCUCUAAUUGGUUGGCAAGUUUAAAAGAGAAAGACAAAAUAAUAUUUUGGGUACAAAAAGGAACAUUUAAAUUUGAGUAUGAUAAGCCAAUGAUAUUCAUUGGUCCUGGAACAGGAGUUGCACCAUUUCGUUCAGCUAUAUUAGAUAAAUGUGCGUUAAAUGACAAUUUAAGUGAUUGUGUUCUCUUCUUUGGCUGUAGAAACAAGGAAAAAGAUUACCAUUGUAAAGAUGAUUUUGAAUAUUUAUCACUGCAAAAAGGUUUAAAUUUAUUCUGUGCAUUCUCCAGAGAUCAAGAGCAUAAAAUAUAUGUACAACAUAUUAUACGUAAUCAAAAACAACUUUGUUGGGAGUUUCUUAAUAGAAAUGGUAACAUUUAUCUAGCAGGUACUGAGCCUGUUCGUCUUUCUCCUGGUUGGGAAGGUACAGGUAGACCUGAUGAUGAAUUGAAUUUUAAAGGAGUUACAAUGGAUCAAGCAGAUCUUGAAUUAAAUCCUCCUAAAGAUAGAUUAAAUAUAGUAUUCUGUAUAAUGAUACUUCAUGGAAUUGGUGUCUUGAUGCCAUGGAAUAUGUUUAUAACAGCAAAAAAUUAUUUUGUUAAUUACAAACUCUCUGAGGAAUAUACUGGAAUUCAAUCAAACUAUGCCACAAAUUUUCUUGCAUAUUUAGGAUUUGCAGCACAAGUACCAAAUCUGCUAUUUAAUUGGUUAAAUGUAUUUAUGCAAUUUGGUGGCAAUUUGACAACACGUAUAGUAUGGGGCAUCUUCAUACAAGUUCUGAUAUUUGUAUGUACCGUUAUUUUGGCAAUGACUGAUAGUUCUGGUUGGCCAGGUGUCUUUUUCUGGAUUACCAUGAUUUCUGUUAUUAUAUUAAACACUGCUAAUGGAAUUUACCAAAAUUCUGUGUUUGGUAUGGUGGCAAAGUUACCCACAAAAUACACAGGAGCUGUUAUUUUAGGCUCGAAUAUAAGUGGAACAUUUACAGCAAUAAUUAAUUUUAUUGCUCAAUAUAUGGCACCAAACCCUCGAACUGCAGCAAUAUAUUAUUUUAUAACUGCUCUGUUUGUUCUUCUUGCAUGCUUUGACACUUAUUUUGCACUUCCAAUAAAUAGAUUUUACCGAUAUCGUGAAUUUCUACAUCAGAAAGGAAUAAAUAAAAGGCAGUUGGAAAACAGUACAAGAGACAAACAUAAUACGCCGCCUUACUGGAAGAUAUUCAAACAAUGUUUUCCUCAGUGCUUUAACACAUUUUUUGUAUUUUUUGUAACUCUUUCUUUGUUUCCAUCUGUUCAAUCCGAUAUAGUACGUUCGGAUCCUAAUUUUAUAGUGUCAUCAGAUUAUUACAGUACUAUCAUGUGUUUUCUCACGUUCAACGUUACUGCUCUAAUUGGAAGUUCAAUCGCAUCGUUGGUUCAGUGGCCUAGUAAAAGGUACUUAAUAAUCCCAGUUGUUUUACGUGUUUUAUAUAUACCAUUGUUUUUAUUGUGUAAUUACAAACCAAAUGGUAUUUCAAGAGUAUUACCAGUGUACAUUAAUAAUGACUGGGUUUAUUUUCUAAUUGCCGUUACAAUGGGAAUAAGUAGUGGCUAUUUUUCCUCUUUGUCCAUGAUGUAUUGUCCGAGAAUGGUAGAUUCUCAAUAUAUGGCAACAGCAGGUAUGUUUGGGGCAGCAUCAUUAAUUACAGGGAUCUUUACUGGAAUAUUAUUUUCUAUGGUCAUGCCCAUCUUGGUAGCAAACAUAUCAUUUGAAUUAUCUUAAUACGUGCAAGAUUCACGAGAUGUACGUUUAAAGACUUUGUAGGAGAAUCAAAAAAAGGCACAAAGAAAAGAAUAAGAUCAGAAUCUGUCAAGAAUCUGUGGAAGAAUCUUAGUUUAACAUUCAUGACAACAAAUAAAUUUAUUUUUUAGCGCCUAAAAGGGUGAAGUUGAAAAUAAAUCUUAUAUCAUUAUUUGUUUGAUUCAUAUUUAAAGCACUAUGAACAUUUUUAUUACAAUAUAUUUAAAAAAAAAAGAAAAAAUAUAAACAUUAAAUAAUACCUCAAAAGAUUCGUAUUGUUGAAAACAAACUAAUGUUUAAUAACAAAAUAUUUAAAAUUCGAAAAAAAAAAAGAAUAGAGAUCUGUUAUGUAUCAAGUUCGUAAUAAUCAGAUUGAUGUUUAAUCACUGCCCAAUGAAAUUACUACUAUUAAAUUGGACCAAUAAGCCUUAAUAUCCGUAUGUUAUUAAGUUUUUCACAUACAUGAGUUAACUCGAAGCCGCUAAAAUAAGCACACAAAAGAUCUGUACAUUUAAUGAUUGUUAUUUACAUAGACCAAAUUUAUAAUAAGACUGUGGUUUGUUAACUUUUCGUACUAACAAUUUAACAAAAUUUAGGGUUGAGCUAUAUCCAAUUUGGACAACAAAGAUGUUAAAAUGUAACAUCAUUUUCUUCUUUGUUAAAUGCUCAGUAAUGUGCUAAUUAUAGUGAAUAAUUUAAAAUACAGUGUUUUUGAAACACAUACACAUACACACGUAUAUAUGCAUUUAAAGAGUAUAUUAAACUACAUAUCUUUUUUUAAACUAAAUAUUUUGCACAGAACAGCUUUUAAUAACUUAAUUAUUAUAUCAUAUAAUUAUGACUUUGGCAAUAAAUAGGUUGUGUUAUCUUUAUAAUAUAAUUACAAAGUAUACAUUUUGUGUUCUGUAUACUCUUAUGUAUUAAUGUAUUCUGUUUAAUUAACUUUUUUUUACUCAAAUGGUAGAUAAUUAAUAUUUGCCUUGUAUUUGUUUUGUUUAGUUUAUUUUGUAUUUUUAAUUAUUACUCUUUUCCUCACUUAGAUUUUUUCGUUUUUAUGCUUAAUGUGCUUUUUGUUCACUACGUUAAAAAAGAAAACUAACAAUAAGACAAUGCACAAAAUUGGACAUUCACAAGUUUCAAACAUAACAUUACAUGCAUAUAAUAUAUAAUAUACUUACGAAAUGUAUAUAUUUGUUUACAUUUAAAUUUAAACGAAAUGUUACACAUUUUUACAUUGAACGUAAAGCGUGUUUUUAUUACUUUAUAAUGUAUACUAUUUUAUUAUUUAUUUUUUAUCUUUAGUUAUAAUAAAUUGAAAGUUAUUUAUAACAAAUCACAAAAUUUAAAAUAUAAUUACUCUUAAUAAGUUUUACACAUAUUAACUCAUAUGUACAUAUGUGUACACAUGUUAAUUUCAGUAAAACAGAAAAGAAAGAAAGUAUAUACAUUAUUAAGUACGUUUUUUGUUUGGGUACAUUUAAUAAAAUCUGUAAAUACUGUCUAAGUGCUUCCACAUGUAGUAACAUGUGACAAUUACAAAUUUGCAUUUUUAUUAUAUACACUAUUGUAAGCUAUACCGUUUUACUGUUUAUAAUACUGUUUACCCUCUAUUUCUAUCAAUUCACAUACAGUUAUGACUAAUAUUCCUAUACACAUCUUCAAAUUAUGCUCAGCUAAAUUAAUUGUCAAAGCCAUAUAUACAUAAACAUAAAGAAAUCUUGUUAAUGGAAAACCUUAAAUUACCUCAAAUAUUGUACCCCAAGUUGACCACAAAUUUUAUUCUAAAAUAUAGAAUCCGAAUUCCUAGAAGGACAAUCCUCUGCAUAAGGCAAUUCAGACAAUAAAUUAUAAAUAAAAUUCAAUAAAACCAAUGAAUGAGAAAUCAUUGAAUUUAAAGCUGAUAGAGCAUAGAAGGGAUAUUUUUAUAUUGAUUCACUUGUGGACAUGUUUCAUCUAAAAUUGCUUAAUGCAUAUCAUUAGAUAGAUUAGGCUUUCUUCAUUAAGAUAUACUUCAAAAAGUAUUUAAAUGGUGGUACAUCUGUUUUCAUGAAAAUGAAACCAUAAAAGAUCAUGUAACAAAGUAGGAACCAGAUUACACCAAUGUUAAACAUAACGUAAACCUUACCAUUAUUAUGUUGAAAGGUUUGGGCAUGCAAGUUAUAAAUAUAAAUAUGAAUCACUGUAAUAUACUUACAAAGUUCAUGGUUACAAAAUGCGUCUUGAAAAGUAGAUUUAUGGAAUUGUUUUAAUUGUUCAAUUUAUUGUAGAGAUGAUGUUAAAUAAAUGAUUAAGGACAAAAA